Molecule: messenger RNA, 1242 nt
Organism: Plasmodium relictum
Lineage: Eukaryota; Apicomplexa; Aconoidasida; Haemosporida; Plasmodiidae
Product: conserved Plasmodium protein, unknown function
Exons: 2
Coding region: 1-1242 (413 amino acids)
Source: RefSeq, a predicted model, not a curated record
AUGAAAUACCCUUUAUUUUCGUGUAAAAGUAACUACUAUUAUGAUAUUUUAAAUCUUACUUUAUCUGAAGAUGAAGAAUUUGAAAAUUUUCUAGAUUGUAGAAAUAAAAAAACUGAAUUACAUUGCCUUUUUGAGAAAGCUGUAAAUAAAAUAAUUAUCAAUACAAAAAAAAGUUGUGACAUUAAUUCUGAUUUUGAAGAGAUAGAAAAAAUUGAAAAUAAAAAGAAUGAAGCACUGGAUUCGGACCACUUAGAUGAUAUUGAUAUUUUUUUAAAAAAAAAUAAAUGUGAAAAUGUGUUUUUAAAAAAAUAUAAAAAUAAUGAAGAUAUAAUAUUACCACCUAAAAAUAUUAAACAAAGAAUAUAUUCUUUAAAUGAAGAAGAUGAAAUAAAAAAUAAUAAAAGAGAUCAUUAUCAAAAUGAUAAAAUAAUAGAAAAUUUUAAAAAUGUUUUAUGUAAUGAUUUAAAUAAAUAUUUUAAAGAUAUAUUAGAAAAUGUAAAAAAAAAUAAUGAAAUACAUAAUCAAGACAAUGAUAAUACAAACAGUGAUAUGUAUAUUUUAAGUGAUGAUUACUCAAAUAUAAAUAAUCGUGACGCUUUAAAAGAUGAUACUAAAAAUUGUAAUGUAUCAAAUAAUUGUAUUAUCAAAUGCAGUAAUGGGAAAAAUAUAAAUUAUUUUAGCAAAGAAAACUUAAAGGAUCUAAGUUAUAACAAUAUAAAUUCAAAUAUAAACAUAUAUAAUGGUAAUGAGACACUAAAAAAUGAUACUAAUAAAAAAAAAAGACAUACAAAUAAAAAAAACAUUAUGGUAUAUAACUCCGCAAAUAAUUCUAAUGAAAAUAUAGAAUGUAAUCAAAAUGAUUUAUCAAAGGAAAAAGCCUAUAAAAAAAGUAGAAAAAUUGCAAGAAAAUUACUAACAAAAAGAAAUUUUCAUUUUUCAAAAAAAAAAUUAUUAAAUAAAGAAAAUCAAUUCAACCUUUGUAAUUUCAAUAAUUUUUAUAACUUAAAAAAUAAUAAACCUAAAAAAAUUAUGGUUAACAGUCAAAAUAAAGAAACUUUAAAUUAUUCAAAUAUAUCAAUAAAUCAAUUAAUUUGUGAUAAUAAUAAAUCAAAUAGUUUUGAUAAUUCAAAGAGUUAUGUCAAAAUAAAAGAUAGCUCAAAUGUAGGUUCAAAUGAAGAUUUUACUUUUAAUCACUUUCAGAAAAAUGCUAAUAAUAACAUUUUAAAUAAGCUUCUUUUUUAA